Molecule: messenger RNA, 811 nt
Organism: Striga asiatica
Lineage: Eukaryota; Viridiplantae; Streptophyta; Magnoliopsida; Lamiales; Orobanchaceae
Source: the annotation of a GenBank genome assembly
CAAUUGCAACGGAACUUGCUGGAAACAUCUGGUUUCUGUUUAAUUCAAGCACCAGACGAACUGCACAAGGACAACCAAAAAGAAAAAAUAGAGAAAAAGUAGGAACCAUAGCACAAUGAACUGUAGAGAUGCCGAUAUGACGGAGGCGGAGGCUGCACCUCCACCGCCGCACGUAGCGGUCUCCAGUGCUGAUCCCAACGAUGUUAGGAAUUUGCUGACAAUGGCUCGUCAACUAGUUCAUCAAGGAAAGCCUUCCCAGGCGCUCCAGGCGGUUUACUACCUUGAAGCAUGUAAUGGUUUUGCUGGAAUCCAUUUGGGUGCAGCUGUUACUGAACUUCAGAGUCCCAGAGCCAGCCCUAUGAGAUAUCAAUUGUUUUUGGUCCCCAACUAUUUGUCAUUAGUCCCCUCAAAUCUCACUCUCAUUUUGAAGGUGGUGAUGGCUAUGAAAAUGCAAGGCGGUGAGCAAGCCGUGUCUGAAGCUCUAAAACGUGCUCGUGAGAUGUACAUAAAUAAAGUACAAGCCACUGCAGCAGCCGAUGAACUAGCUUCACUUUUUGCUGAAUGCGCAAUAGCCGAGGCCAUGCCUUUACAGCAACCUAAUAAUAAUAAUAAUAAUAAUAAUAAUAUGGAGGAUGACAGGCUGGCGGAGCCGGACCCACAGGGAACUUCGAUUCUUGCGGAGACAGGGAGAAAGCAGAUUGUGCUCGAUGCCUUCUCGGACGGGAGCAGCUUUGUGUGCCUCAAGUGUGGGGGACUCGUCAGCAAUAAUCGCAAGGAGGAACAUUUCACAUUCUGGUGUUGCAAUGGCUGA